GCGCCGCGCGCCACGUGAGACGGAGCACGGCCCCCGAGUGGCGCGCGCACCCCCUCGCCUCCCGUCGCGUGACUCGGCCGCGGCGCGCCGGAUUAGCGCCUGGCCGCGCCACUUCCGACGCAGCCCUCUUUUCAGGUUCCGGGAGGCCGCGGAGAUCCCGGCCUGUGGGUUGUGUGGGGCGUUCUGCAGAUUCCAGGGCUGCGCGCCCUGCGGCGGCCAAGAUGGAGGAGGCCGGAGCGGCGGUGGCCACAGCUGGAGAUACCGAACUGAACCUGUCCCGCCUCAGCGUAUCCCCCGAGACACUGGAGACGGAGUUGGAGGCGCGGGGCGAGGAGCGGCGCGGUGAGCGGGAGGCGCUGAUGAGGCUACUGCUGCCUCACAACCGUCUGGUGUCGCUGCCGAGGGCGCUGGGCAGCGGCUUCCCUCACCUUCAGUUCCUGGACGUGAGCGGCAACGCGCUGACCGCCCUCGGGCCGGAGCUGCUCUCGCUGCGUGGCCUACGGACGCUGCUGGCCAAGAACAACCGGCUCGGCGGGCCCGGCGCGCUGCCCAAGGGCCUGGCCCAGUCGGCGCUCAGCCGCACUCUCCACGUGCUCAACCUCAGCGGCAACUGCUUCCAGGAGGUGCCCGCCUCGCUGUUGGAGCUGCGCGCGCUGCAGACCCUCAGCCUGGGCGGCAAUCAGCUGCAAAACAUCCCGGCAGAGAUCGAGAACUUGCGGAGUUUAGAGUGUUUGUAUCUCGGAGGAAAUUUCAUCAAAGAAAUCCCACCAGAAUUAGCAAAUCUGCCUUCUCUAACUUAUUUGGUAUUAUGCGACAACAAAAUCCAAAGUGUACCUCCUCAGCUUUCACAGUUGCAUUCGCUUCGUUCCCUUAGUCUUCACAAUAACUUGCUGACAUACCUGCCUCGAGAGAUUCUCAACCUUAUUCAUUUGGAAGAGUUGAGUUUGCGAGGAAAUCCAUUAGUUGUUCGAUUUGUUAGAGAUUUAACAUAUCACCCUCCAACUCUCCUGGAAUUAGCUGCACGGACCAUUAAAACUCGAAACAUUUCCUACACACCCUAUGAUCUUCCUGGGAAUCUUCUUAGAUACUUGGAUUUAGCCAGCAAUUGCCCAAACCCAAAGUGUGGAGGAGUCUACUUUGACUGCUGCGUUAGACAGAUUAAAUUUGUGGACUUCUGUGGGAAGUACCGCCUCCCACUGAUGCACUACUUGUGUUCCCCAGAGUGCUCUUCCCCUUGCAGUUCUGCUUCGCACAGCUCCACAUCCCAAAGUGAGUCUGACUCGGAAGAUGAAGCUAGUGUUGCUGCAGACAGAAUGCAGAAAGUUCUUCUUGGCUGAACAGAAUGCAAGGUGGGAUGGAACACUAAAAGACUGAGCAAAGGUGGUUAGAAAAGAAAGUGGAGUUUGAAGUUCACUAGAAACCUAAUUUUCAUCUUCAAUGUCCACAAAUGUAUCAGAGAUGAUGUAAAAGAUUUUGUUUUUCAUCUACUUGUUCGGCAGGAAUGAAUCCAGUUUCAUGUUUGGAUUCUUUGAAUCUAAUUUACUCUGAGUGGCAUUUUCAAAUUUGGUUUAUAGUUUGCAGUUUUUCACACAAGUUUUGCAUGACUCACACAGCAGAAGGGUGCAUUCUGAAGAGCAAUGCUAUAAUAAACCAUGAGGAGUAUAAUUUGUGGCAGUUAUAAUGAAGAAAGAAAAAACUAUCAGAGCUGUAAUUAUCACCAGAGUUGUUCUUGUAUUUAAGAGGAACACUGUGCCAUAAACAGGAUUAAGCCUUCCUUCUUAAAUUGUCCAUAUGUCGAGGUUACAGAGCUAUUCAGGUAAAUUCACAGAUGGUUACAUAGGACUUAAAACUUACUGACCUACAUAGGACUUAAAACUUACUGACCUACUAACUUUGGUAAAGUAAGGGGUGUAACUUUUAAUUGGGAUGUUAAAAUUCUUUCUUCAGUUCUGUUCCUUUGUUCUAUAUUGUUGUUGUUACCCUUAUGUAACCAAGCAAUAGCUGUUAGUGUAGUGCCUUCAUCCUAACAAGGAUACAGAACCUUAUUCAAGACAUAUUGCCAGAGCAGCCUAUAAUCUGACAUACUAUGCAGAACAUAUUAAAAUAUAUUUUCACAGAACUAGGUAAAUAGCUAUAUAUCUUACAUUUGAGCUCCUGGGCCCAUGGUCACCUGAGCUUCAUAUUUUGUUGUUUUUUUUUUUUUCUUUUUUUCUUUUUGUUUGUUUUUAUAUAUUUUUUUUAAACAUAAAAUGAUCCUCUGUAAUGAUUGCCUGUCAGCAGAUCACUUUUACACUUAAUAGGGGACCCACAGUUUUGUUCAGUUUGUUCAUGAUAAAAUGGAAUACUAAUCUCAACUGAAAAAUCCAAAAAAGAUGUAUCUUUUUAUUUCUUGCAUUAAAUGAGAGGUAAAAUAAGCUUAAAUUUUUUAACAGUCAAAUGUGAAUCUUUUGCCUAUGUCAUGUACUGUACUAUAACUUUCUCUGCAUUUUAAAGAAAAACUUAUACAAAUAGAAAAGCAUUACAGGCAGUCAAAUAAAAUUAGGGGCAGGAGCCACUGUAUUUAUACACAGUAGAACAGAGUUUCCAAAACUAGUUUAACCAUAGGAUACUUUCUGAAAAUUCAUUACAUUUAUUGAUCCUUCAAGUAUAGCAGAAACAUAGUUUCACAAAUUAAUUGCUAUAAGAAAUAACCAAAUUUUUAUUAAUAUAUUUAUGCAGUAAAAUUCACUAGCAAAACUAUAAUUUUAUGUGAAGUAAAAUAUGCAACACAGGCUAGCAAUCCCUAGACAGUUAACGAUGGUUGUUGUAACGCUGUACAGUAACAUGCAGGUCAGACAGACAGUAUGUAGGGUGAUCUCUUUUCUGACUUAUGGCAUUCAUGACUGGGGCACACCAUUUUUUAAAAGCAGGUUGUUGUAUUAUAAUAAUAUAUACAUGUGCUAGGUUUUUUUCAAAUAUAUAUAUAUAAUUUUUUAGAAGAAAAUAUAGUAUAGAAUAGUUUGGGUUUGUUUAUUUGUAUAUUAAUUCAUGAAACAUCAAGAGAGUUUCAUGAACUGCAGUCGUGCAAUGCUGCUAUAGGGUGAUUCCCUUCACCUUGUUAUAUAAUGUAUAAGAUUCUUUUUUCCUUCUGAUUCAGAAAUUUUCUGACUCUUGUCUAUAAAAGUAAUCUGGUAUGUUGCUAAUGCCUAGCAAAGUAGUAUGUGGGUAAUUACAUCAUAAAAUGGAGGUAAUAAAAAGUAAGUCUACUUUGUUUACUUUUCUGUUUGAGCCACAGCAAGCUACAAACUACAAAAUUGUGAAAAGUAAAGAUGGCUUAAGCAGUGCCUAAAUGAUGAGUCUCAAUGUUUUGGUAGUGGGUAACUUAGUUAAGAUACAUAAAUUUUUUUCAUAGAAGAUAAAUACUGUAUUUGUAGUAAAAUACUCAAAUUUAUGUGACCAAAGUUUUCUGGUUUGAUGCCUCUGUUUACUUCCUAAUUGGCUACUAACUUAACCUAAGUGCUAGCAUGGAUCUUCUAAGAGUUAGUCAUUGUAAAAUAAUUGGGUAGGUAAGUAAAUAUAGUACUUGGCAUUACAUACCCCUUUCUAGCUUCCUGGAAAGCAAAGUAUAUUGAUUGAACUUUUACAGAUGUAGAUGGGUCCAACCAGAAACAGUUUCUAGUCUUUGCUGUAUAAUGUAGAUGUAUACCAUGGUGUUCUUUCAACAAAAUAUAUGUUGUGGUUCUCUAUAUAUACAGCUGAAAAUCUGUGAUCAGUUUGUCACUGUCUUGGGUGACUUAAUGAAAUCUAUAUUUUAGCUGUUAGCUUUAUCAUUUUUUAUCUUGGCUAAUCUUUUCAUAAUAGCUGCUAAUAAUUUCUAAGAUUUUCCCUGUUUCUUUUCUCUGCCUUCCAUCUUUUCACAACUGGUGUUCAUAGAAAUUAAGCAGAGGUAAGAUACAAGGGACCUGAUAAUCUAGAAACCAAAAUCAUAUAUAGCUAACUAUAGUUAAAAUGAUAUGCUAUCUCUUUAGUUGGAUAAAUCACAUUUGUUUUUAAACUACAAUUAAAUAAACUUUAACUGGUUUCUUUUAGAGAUUUAUGGAAACUUUAAAGUCUAAUUUUCAUAAUGAAAUAAAUUCUGAAAUAGCUCCAUGUGGAUGAUUUUAGAGACCACUCUAUGGAUAAAACUUCUGUGGACCAAAGCAUUAAUAUUUUUAGAAUGAAACUUUUCAGAACUAAUAUUUUAAACUGGAGUGGGUAGUUUUCGUAUUCCUGAUAGUCUUCAUUCCUAGAAUCCAGUUCAGUUCUCUCUGUCACCAAAUUAUGUGGUAAAAUAGACCUGGAUUUUAGGACAGGCUAGUCUGGGCUGUCAGUAUUGACUGUGUUUGAAUAGUAAAGGUAGAUUUAGAGUGACUCAUUCAUAUUUUACUUGUAAAUGUGUGCCAGAGGUGUCUCUUAUUCUAAAAUUCUUGAUAUUUGGAACUUUAACUUUACCAAAUUUAAAAGUAGAGACUUUCAUGGUAAAUUGUACCACAAAUUUAAGAAAUUUUUGUGCUGAUGUAAAUUAAAUUAAAAGUCAGUCCAAGUUAAAGCAUUGUAAUACUGCAGACCAGUUCUAAUAGAUAUUGUUAAGUAUCAAUUUUAUACAAAAGGAGAGAAGGCAAAGGCUGCUUGCUGAAAUGUUAAAUGAAAGAAAUUUUAAAUGUAAGAAAUGGCAGGGAAAGAGAGGUCACCAGACACCCAGAGAAAUCCCAGAGCCCAGAAAGCCCUUUAAAGUAAUAGUGAGUUGUUUCAAAUGAAGCUAUUAAGUAGCACACUGCUGUUGGGAGAUUGUUCACAUCCCUUCAUAAUGAAAAGUCAGCAAGGAAUAGGGUCUUCUUCAGCUGACUUUGCUCUUCCCAAAGGUAGAAAGUCUUACCUCAUUAAUCUGGAAUUUGUGGUACAACCUGUAGCUUUGAGUUAAUGUUUACUUUUUCAUUACAUAAAAAAGAAUAAUCACUAAGCCAAUAAGUAGUGCAAAUAAAGUUUGGCCUUUUUAAAGCAUUUUAGCAAAAGCCAUUUAUAUAAAAAGCUAAUGGUUAUUAAUCCUAAAUUUUCAAAAGACCUCAUAUAGAAUAAAAAAGCUGUCAGUUACUGCAUGUAUAAAGUUAAACUGCAUUUAUUUAGAAAUACCUAUUUUUUACCUAAAUGCCCCCCUUUCUUCUCAUCUAAAUUAUAGAUUUUAUUAUGUUAGUAAAGAAGUACUUAACUUUCACUAACUAUGUAAAGCACUAAGGCCUGUAUAACAUUAAUCUAAUGAAUUUAAUGGCAUCUAUUUUUGUAUUUUCAUUAUACUCAAAAUCUCUUUAAAGGUAGCAGUGUUUUCAGUUGUGAUCACAAAGUAUGUGCCUUAAAUCCUCCACUCUAGACCCAAAGUUUGGGGAACCAUAUCAUUAAAUAAGUUGGGACAGCUUCAUGACCCUUUGUAUUUGACUUGAGGGAGGACUAUGAUCUUGAGAGCCUCCUUCCCUGAAAACAGGGCCUAACGUGUACGAGUUCCAGGCUUCUGGAUUGGGAACCCCAACCAUGCAUAGUGUCACAGAAGGUCAGAGCCACAAGGAUCAGGGUCCCCUGAAAUUGACUGGAAAGGUGUAUUCUCUUUUAUUUUAUAAAGAAAACUUACCUGGUCCCUGGUACCAGAAGGAUUAUAGCGGUUUGUAAUCAGCUUAAUAUUUAUAGCAUCAUAUAAAGUUAUUACUACCCAGAGGCCUAGCAUUUUUCCCCCCAUUGGUUUUCUUUGUAAUACUAGGUUGAAAGGGGAGUGUGUUUUAAUAUUUCUGCCUUUAAAUAUUUCCAUUCUUUUUCUAUCCUUGGUCCAUCUUUACUAAGAAUUGAUGUAGAAAAUAGUUCAUUAACAUAAUGCAUUAUUGAACAUUCACAUGGUAGUAUUGAUUUGGGUGCUAUUAAACUUUUACCUAGCAUUGAUCAGUCUCAAUAAUUAUAAGAGACUGUAUUCAAUCUAGUAAAUAACAAAAUCUGUUAGUUUAAUAAAGGUUAUUUAUAUACUGUCACACCAGAAAGCCAUGGUGGAGAAAGUAACUGCAUUCACCAAAUGUACUUUUUUCCUUUGGCUGUGAAAUAAAUUAGGUAAGACUGUUUUAUUCUAAAUUCCAGUUAAGGGAAGAAACUGGGAUAAGGUUGACAUUGCUAUUACUCUUAAUGCAAAAACAUUACUAAAUUGGUUAAUUGCUCUGUGUACACUGAUGUUUAAGAGAAUCCUUUCACUAACUGAAAUGGUAGACAUUAAUAUGUUUUGAAAGAAUAUUAACCACAACAGUUGCGUAGAGACCUGUGUGCCUGCAAUUGAAGUCUUUUGCAUUUCUGAGCCCAGUUUGGAUUCAUGAGAAACAUAACAUAGUGAGGAAAAUUUUUAGAAUCACUAGUAUUUUAACUUUUUAUUAAGUUUGGGACUUCAAGGAAUCAACAGAGGAUACUAAAAAUAUAUUCCUUUUACUUUGGUAAAACUGCUUUUUAUGAUACAAUUUCUUAAUUUUCUGUAUUGAAAUCUUGCAAAUUAAGAAUUUCUAGAUCUAUAGAUCUGUAUCUAUAGAUAUAGAUACUUAAAAUUAAUGGUAACAAUAAAUUAAUUCAGUGACAUUAUUUAACAAUUUUAUUUUCAGAGCAAGUAUGUUUAUUGUAAUAAGUGCUCUAAGUAUAUUUAAGCAACUUCAAUUCUAGAACCUUCUUCUCUUUCCCAGGAAAUAAAAAAGAAUUUGAUCUUAUAUUAACUAACCAACCCUAUUUGUGAAUUUUGCCUUAUCAAAUAUUGUGCCUUAUUUUAUUCAAAAUGAUUUGUUGGAAUCUGUGUUCUGGAAAACUAACAGUAUUUUAUUUUUAAUUGACAAGCAUUUACAUAAAAAGAAUCUAAAAUCCUUA
Molecule: messenger RNA, 6891 nt
Organism: Choloepus didactylus (southern two-toed sloth)
Lineage: Eukaryota; Metazoa; Chordata; Mammalia; Pilosa; Megalonychidae
Gene: LRRC58
Product: leucine rich repeat containing 58
Exons: 4
Coding region: 222-1337 (371 amino acids)
Molecular function (GO): protein binding
Source: RefSeq, a predicted model, not a curated record